Messenger RNA from Gastrolobium bilobum, 1625 nucleotides. RefSeq names its product AP2-like ethylene-responsive transcription factor At2g41710. The transcript is spliced from 9 exons. The coding region runs from base 60 to 1349 and encodes 429 amino acids. Gene Ontology annotation, biological process: regulation of DNA-templated transcription. Gene Ontology annotation, molecular function: DNA binding; DNA-binding transcription factor activity. The record is from RefSeq and is a predicted model, not a curated record. Lineage: Eukaryota; Viridiplantae; Streptophyta; Magnoliopsida; Fabales; Fabaceae.
AAUCAAAAACACCACACACACACUCACACUCACUCUAGGGUUAGGGUUUGGUUGCAUCAAUGGCUUCCACUUCCUCUUAUCCAAGCAAAGCCGAAGUUGGUGGCGGUGGCAGUGACCGUGCCGAGAUUUCGGAAGCAGCGGUGGCGAACGAUGAGCUAUUACUAUACAGGGGAUUUAAGAAAGCGAAGAAAGAGAGAGGAAGCACUGCGAAGGAGCGCAUCAGUAAGAUGCCACCUUGUGCUGCCGGCAAACGCAGUUCCAUAUACCGCGGCGUCACCAGGCAUAGAUGGACUGGUCGUUAUGAAGCACAUCUUUGGGAUAAAAGUACAUGGAACCAGAAUCAGAAUAAGAAAGGAAAGCAAGUUUACUUGGGGGCAUAUGAUGAUGAAGAGGCUGCAGCUAGAGCAUAUGACCUUGCUGCUCUGAAAUACUGGGGUCCGGGUGCUCUUAUAAACUUUCCAGUGACUGAUUAUGCAAGAGAUCUUGAAGAAAUGCAGAAUAUUUCAAGAGAGGAAUACCUUGCAUCUUUGCGGCGGUAUGCUUUGUGCAGGAAGAGCAGCGGUUUUUCUAGAGGAGUAUCCAAAUAUCGGGGACUCUCUAGCCAAUGGGAGCCAUCAUAUGGUCGUGUGGCUGGAUCUAACUACUUCAAUAGUAUAUAUUAUGGUGAUGAUGAUUCAGCUGCAGAAACUGAAUCUGUAAGUGGUUUCUGCAUAGAAAGAAAGAUUGAUUUGACAAGUUACAUCAAGUGGUGGGGGUCUAAUAAAAGUCGACAACCUGAUGCCGGAACAAGAUUAUCAGAUGAAAAAAAGCAUGGUCUUGCUGGUGAUAUUUUCUGUGAAAUCAAAGCAUUGGAAAAUAACGUCCAACCUUCAGAACCAUACCAAUUGCCAGAGUUAGGCAUGCCCCAUGACAAGAAAAAACAUAAACGCUCUUCUGUCUCUGCUUUAAGUAUCUUGUCACAAUCAGCUGCUUACAAGAACUUGCAAGAGAAAGCAUCAAAGAAACAGGAAACUUGCCAUGAUAAUGACGAGAAUGAAAAUAAGAAUACCAUCAAUAAGUUGGACCAUGGUAAGGCAGCUGAGAAAUCAUCCAAUCAUGAUGGUGGCAAUGAAAGACUUGACAUUGCAAUGGGAAUGAGUGGAUCACUACCACUUCAAAGAAAUGUUUAUCCACUGACUCCAUUAUUGUCUUCACCACUUUUUACAGCCUACAGUACUGUUGAUCCCUUGGUAGAUCCUGUUAUCUGGACGCCUCUUGUUCCUGUACUUCCUGCUGGCCCUUCCCGUAUGACUGAGGUUACAAAGACUGAGACCAGUUCAACGUACAGCAUUUUUCAGCCAGAGGAGUGAUUGGACAUUUGAACAAAAAAUCAAGCGUCUUAAGAGCUGAGCUUGAACCAAACAACAGGCAAAAGCGUUUCAAGUGCUCAGCUAGUCUGAGAAAAUGAACCCAUACCUUGAGUUUUGCUAGCUUGUAUUAUAUUAUAUGGGUUUUAUACAUCAGAAAAGAAAAGAAAAUAUUAUUGUUGUUUUGCAAUGAUGAUAUUUAUAGGAUUUAGCAUAAAUCUUUUCAAGCUAUAUCUGUCUACAUGUAUCAGUUGAUAUCUCUAUCAUGUAUAUGUGCUG